Suillus subaureus is the source of this 1026-nucleotide messenger RNA. RefSeq names its product Aldo keto reductase. The coding region runs from base 1 to 1026 and encodes 341 amino acids. The record is from RefSeq and is a predicted model, not a curated record. Gene Ontology annotation, cellular component: cytoplasm. Lineage: Eukaryota; Fungi; Basidiomycota; Agaricomycetes; Boletales; Suillaceae. The transcript has 9 exons.
AUGUCCAAGUAUCCCACACGCAAAAUUGGCACCGACGAUGUCUCUGCCAUCGGCUUUGGCGCCAUGGGCUUAGGAGCGUUUUAUGGUCAGACUGGUUCAGAUGAGGAGCGCCUCAAGGUUUUGGAUAAAGCAUAUGAGCUCGGCUGUACUUUCUGGGACACUGCCAAUAUCUAUGGAGACAGCGAAGAGCUUAUCGGCAAAUGGUAUUUGAACCCCGAAAAGCGGAGCAAAGUCUUUCUUGCUACGAAAUUUGGUAUCAUCAUGAGUGGAUCUGACGGUAGAGGGGUUGACGGAUCCCCCAAAAAUGUCCACGAGUCAUUUGCAAAAUCACAAAGGUUGCUUGGCGUCGAUAAGGUCGACCUUUAUUACUUGCAUAGACCAGACCCCCAAAUACCAAUCGAAGAAACUGUCAGUGCCAUGGCAGAACUUGUCAAACAGGGGAAAGUGAAGUAUCUCGGGCUGUCAGAAUGCACUGCGGAUACCUUGCGCCGCGCUCAAAAAGUGCACCCUAUCGCUGCUGUCCAAGUGGAGUAUUCGGCUUUCACGCUCGACAUCGAGGACCCAAAGCUCAACAUUCUAAACACCGCUCGCGAGCUUGGAAUAAAAAUCAUUGCCUACUCGCCCCUUGGCCGUGGUUUGAUCACGGGACAGUAUAAAUCUCCAGAUGACUUCGAACCUAAUGAUUUCAGGAGGAUGGUUCCUAGAUACUCGAAGGAGAACUUCCCGAACAUCUUGAAGCUGGCGGAUAACCUGAAGAGAGUAGGCGAGCAAUAUAACGCAACCGCUGGACAAGUGGGGUUGGCAUGGCUUCUUGCCCAAGGUGAGGAUGUCAUCCCCAUUCCGGGUACAAAGAAAAUCAAGUAUCUCGAGGAGAAUCUCGCUGCUGUCAAUGUGCCGUUGAGUCCUGAAACAGUCCAGGAAGUACGUAAGAUUGCAGAGAAGGCUGAUUGGGUAGUUGGGGAUCGCUAUCCUGCAGCGACUAUGAAGACGCUGUAUGCAGAGACACCACUUCCGAAGAGCACCUGA